Macrosiphum euphorbiae (potato aphid) is the source of this 570-nucleotide messenger RNA. The record is from the annotation of a GenBank genome assembly. Lineage: Eukaryota; Metazoa; Arthropoda; Insecta; Hemiptera; Aphididae.
AUGGCGAUACGAAAAUUCGAAACGGACUGUGUCCUAACAAAUCCACACAUAGAGCUCUACGAUAAAACUAUAGAAUGUACAAGCGAUUCGUUGUACGGAGCUAAGAAAAAAACAUUCACAUUGUUUAACGCAAAAUUUUCCGAAAACGGUACUAUCGUGAGACGGAAAAAACAAAAAAUCGAAACGUUGGCGACGACUUCUGGAACAAACAGUGCGAUAAACACAACGGCUGUAAGUUAUAACAGCGAUACGGAGGACGGUGAAUCUUACGACGACGACGACGACGACGACGACUAUAACGGAGGCGACAGCGAGGGAGAUGAUGACUGUGAUGACUAUAAUUCCGACGACGACGACGCCGAUGAAUUACCUAUAUUAGAACGAAAUUUAUUAUUUGAAGAUUUACAAUUAAAUUAUUCCAACAUAGUUAACGAUCGGCAUACGGAAAAAAUAAAGAGAAAACGUAUAAAAAGAAAAAUAUUAGCUCCAUCGGUAGUGUCGUUGAUAUCGAAAUGUUCGAAAAAAGUUUUAAAUAAUAUGCACAUUAUUAUUAUUUGUGGAUUAAAUUAA